UCGUGUAAAGCCUUUCCAAGAGUGAAGGUGGAUUUUUCAUUGUCUCAUGAAGAUGACUUUUUCUUUCCUGUCUAUGAGCCAAUAGAAUGGAAGUACCACACACCAGAGGAGGAGAUUGCUCUUGGUCCAGCGUGUUGGCUUUGGGAUUACUUACGCCGCAGUGGCAGCGGAGGAUAUUUCUUGCCUCUCAGUGGUGGUAUUGACAGCUCCAGUACUGCUUGUAUAGUGGCCUCCAUGUGUCAUCUGGUCUGUGAAGCUGUGCGUGAGGGAGAUUCCAAAGUAUCAGAGGAUGCCAGGAAAAUAACAGGAGAUCCUAACUACAUUCCUACAGACCCCAAAGAACUGGCCAAUAGAGUGUUCACCACAUGCUUUAUGGCAACAGAUAACAAUUCAGAGGAAACUAAGGAAAGAUCAAGGAAGCUUGCUGAGCAGAUUGGAAGUCACCACCUUCAAAUCAAAAUAGACACAGCAGUUGCAGCAGUUCUGGGUAUAUUUACUGCAGUGAUGGGGGUGGUACCCAGGUUCACAGCUCAUGGGGGUAGUCUGAGAGAGAAUGUGGCAUUACAGAAUAUACAGGCCAGACUUCGUAUGGUUCUAGCUUACCUAUUUGCACAGUUGUCUCUGUGGGCCAGAGGGAGACCAGGAGGACUCCUGGUGUUAGGCUCUACAAAUAUGGAUGAACGUUUGCGUGGCCACAUUACCAAAUAUGACUGCUCCAGUGCUGAUCUGAACCCAAUAGGGGCCAUCAGUAAAACAGACCUCAGGAAGUUUACCACAUACUCAAUUAAUAAAUUUGGAUUUACAGCUUUGAAAGACAUAUAUGCUGCACCUCCAACGGCAGAGCUGGAACCACUCAAGGAUGGCAAACUAGUACAGACAGAUGAGAAAGAUUUGGGCAUGACUUACGAUGAACUUUCAGUCUAUGGUAGACUUCGAAAGCAGGCAUUUUGUGGUCCAUAUAGCAUGUUUGGCAAACUUGUGCACACUUGGAAAGAAACCUGUACUCCAAGACAAGUUGCCUCCAAGGUAAAGCACUUCUUCAGGUACUAUUCCAUUAAUCGGCAUAAGAUGACUGUCAUUACUCCUUCCUACCAUGCUGAAAGCUCUAGCGUGGAUGAUAACAGAUUUGACCACAGACAGUUUUUAUACAACAUACAGUGGCCAUGGCAAUUCAGAAUGAUUGAUGAACAGGUUCAAAUAAUGGAAAGUCACCAGAUUGCUACAGAAAGGAGAGGUGGAGGAGGAGGAGGAGGCAAAAUAAAGAACACCAAUACUGAGUAUGAAAAGGAACAGCUGAGAAAACAGAGUGGCAGUGAUUCUGAUCAGAAGAGAGGUACUGAAGGAGGAAAGAAAACAGGAGAUAAUGAUAAGGGGGUCAUGGUGACAACGAUGAUCUCAUCUGGAGUGUCUUCUUCACACCUAGUGCUGCCACCUGGUGUGUCACCACUCCAGCCAGUGCUGCCACCUGGAGAAUUUUCCUCACAACCAGAGGUACAACCUGACUUAUCACCAUCACAGCUAGUGUUGCCUUCCUCACAGCCAGAUACUGAAGCUCUUAUAUUAAGUGGUUCAGAGCCUCCAAAUCGAGGUUUCCAGAAAACGAGAUCAUUAAAGUUGGAUAGUGGUCAGAGAUGUUUCACACCCACAUUGAUCGAUCCUCCAGCUAGUAUCUGUACCCAAGGGGUUUAAGCUAGGAAUCAGGGCAUUUUGAAGGCCAGAUGUUGGUGUUAAGAUGUGGACAAGCUAUAAAAGUUCUUAUUAGGGUGGAAGCAUUGUGGAAGAAGAAUGCAGUUUCCACAUGUCACAAUAUUCAGGAACAUAAUAUCUUGGUAAUCUCCAGCAGAAUGGGAUUCUAUCUUAGCACAGUAUCACCAUAUGGACUGUAAAUUAAAAACCGUAACAACCAAAUAUUUUAUUAACUUUUAAACAUAGGCUGUAAAUAUAAAAAGAGCUAUAAUAUAAGUGUUUUGUAUACGUGUAUUUUUCUUGCUAACUCGUAUUCACUUGCUAUUGUUAUUACAAUAUUGAAAUUUAAUGUAAAAUACUUUUGGGAUAUAUUUUUUUAACUUUUUAUACAGUACACAUUCAAAACAUUUUAAUCACUUCUGAUCAUAGGCUGCGAUGAAAAAAAAAGAGCUUCAGUAUCAGUGUUUUUACUUGUUUAUAUUAAUAUUGGGAAAUUUAAUGGUGCACAACUGGCUUAGCUAAUUUUUACUACCCUUUUACAGAAGGCAAACUGAACAGAAUAACUGUGAGUGAGUGAUAUAUCAUGAUAUAUGGAAUGUUGUAGAAUAGCAUUAAAUGCUUUUUAGAAAAUAUAAUGGGUUAAUUUUAUUAAAAAUGAGAUUUUUAUUUAAUGUUUUAAUCAAUAUGCCUCUCAACUGCUGGAACAUUUGUCAUAAAAAUGUUAUUGAAAGUAAAGCACUGCAUUUAGAGACUGCAAUCCAAGUACCAAUUAAGAAACCCAUCGUAUCAUAAUCUAAUUUUCAUGUCUUUUGCUAGUAUAGUACAAAA
This is a messenger RNA of Lingula anatina, 2514 nucleotides long. Its product is annotated as glutamine-dependent NAD(+) synthetase. Gene Ontology annotation, biological process: NAD+ biosynthetic process. Lineage: Eukaryota; Metazoa; Brachiopoda; Lingulata; Lingulida; Lingulidae. The record is from RefSeq and is a predicted model, not a curated record. Gene Ontology annotation, molecular function: NAD+ synthase (glutamine-hydrolyzing) activity; ATP binding; glutaminase activity. Gene Ontology annotation, cellular component: cytoplasm.